UGCCCCACACCCUCCUCAGCGUUCCAGGUCUUCUGACGCCAUGGGCACCCGCUACUUCCUAGCCCUGUUUCUCAUCCUCCUGGUAUUGGGAUUUGAAGUCCAGGGGGUCCCUCUGACCCAGGAAGAUGAGACCAGCAGCCCCUCGCUGUUCUCCCAGAUGCAGGAAUCACUUUAUAGUUACUGGGAUACGGCCAAAACAACGGCCCAGGACCUGUACAAGAAGACCUACCUGCCCUCCGUGGACGAGAGUAUAAGGGACAUGUACAGCAAAAGCACAGCGGCUAUGAGCACUUAUGCAGGGAUUUUUACUGACCAGGUCUUUUCUCUUCUGGCGGGAGACGAGUAACGACGGGACCCCACGCACAGGAGAGGAGAUAGUCCAGAGCCCAGCAACUCUUUCGCUCCCGACCACCCCUCCACUCCCCACUUCCUAGCAGCUCUCCGCAUCUUCCUCCCAACUUUAGCCUGAAUUCUUAUCAAU
Phyllostomus discolor (pale spear-nosed bat) is the source of this 481-nucleotide messenger RNA. It is a transcript of the gene APOC2, whose product is annotated as apolipoprotein C2. The coding region runs from base 41 to 346 and encodes 101 amino acids. The transcript has 3 exons. Gene Ontology annotation, cellular component: chylomicron; very-low-density lipoprotein particle; spherical high-density lipoprotein particle. NCBI's taxonomy places the organism in Eukaryota, Metazoa, Chordata, Mammalia, Chiroptera, Phyllostomidae. Gene Ontology annotation, biological process: negative regulation of very-low-density lipoprotein particle clearance; high-density lipoprotein particle clearance; lipid metabolic process. The record is from RefSeq and is a predicted model, not a curated record. Gene Ontology annotation, molecular function: lipoprotein lipase activator activity; lipid binding; phospholipase binding.